Molecule: messenger RNA, 1269 nt
Organism: Letharia columbiana
Lineage: Eukaryota; Fungi; Ascomycota; Lecanoromycetes; Lecanorales; Parmeliaceae
Exons: 2
Coding region: 1-1269 (422 amino acids)
Biological process (GO): coenzyme A biosynthetic process
Cellular component (GO): nucleus; cytosol
Molecular function (GO): ATP binding; pantothenate kinase activity
Source: RefSeq, a predicted model, not a curated record
AUGUCAGACAGCCGCCGUCCAACCCUCCAAGAGCGAAGGGAUUCUGUACUCGAUGAGACUAUCCUCUCUCCAGGUUCCGUUAAAAUCAACGUGCAAGGGGCUUUCAUUGCGGAUGAAGUGGCUUCUAUUACGGGCAAUCAGCCAGAUGACGGAGCGCAGCAUGACACCAGAUGCAUCCGCCUACCCAAUCAUAAGGGUGUAGUUAGCCAUGUUGCACUUGAUAUAGGCGGGUCUCUUGCCAAGCUCGUCUACUUUUCGCGUGAACCGGAUUCCAAGGAGCUGGGAGGCAGACUCAACUUUCUCAAAUUUGAGACCGAUAGAAUCGAUCAGUGCUUCAAAGUCGUGCAGGAACUGAAGGCUAAGCAGCAACCUCUGAAUGGGUCUCAGCCUGGAGAGCUAUGCAUUGUGGCAACUGGUGGAGGAGCGUACAAGUUUUACGACGAGAUGAAGAAUGUGUUGGGGGUAGAAGUGCUUCGCGAAGACGAGAUGGAGUGCUUAAUCAUGGGCCUUGAUUUCUUCAUCACUGAGAUCCCACGCGAAGUCUUCACCUACGCGGAUCUGGAUCCAAUGCACUUCGAGGAACCACGUGCCAAUAUCUAUCCAUACCUCCUGGUCAACAUUGGAUCAGGCGUCUCAAUGGUAAAGGUCUCAGGGCCGAAACAAUUCGAGCGCAUUGGUGGCACCUCACUCGGCGGAGGCACUCUGUGGGGUCUUCUGUCUCUGCUUACCGGAGCAAGGACGUUCGACGAUAUGCUAGCCAUGGCUGACCGAGGCGACAAUACAACAGUCGAUAUGCUUGUUGGUGACAUAUACGGCACGGACUACAGCAAAAUUGGGUUGAAGACCAGUACCAUUGCCAGCAGCUUCGGCAAAGUCUUCAAGAUGAAGAGGCAAGGUGAGGACGAUGCCGAAGAUGGAAAUGGAUUGUCGAACGGUGAUCCUCAACCAGCGAGUGGAAGUUCUGAUCCAGACCGGGCAUUCGCCCCAGAAGACAUCAGUAGAAGUUUGUUAUACGCCGUUAGUAACAACAUCGGCCAAAUUGCGUACCUGCAAAGCGAAAAGCAUAAGCUUGAGCACAUUUAUUUCGGAGGCUCUUUCAUCCGUGGACAUCGGCAAACCAUGAACACCUUAUCGUAUGCCAUCAGGUUCUGGUCGAACGGCGAAAAGGAAGCGUACUUCCUCCGCCACGAAGGCUAUCUGGGAUCCGUUGGAGCAUUCGUAAAGCGCCAGCCAAAAAUUUGGGGCCGAAGAAAUAGCUUCGAAGAGUGA